AUGGUGACUAUUCAGGAAGUGGAUUUCUCCAGCACGAACGCGGCUGAACAGCUGCGUAUCGCGUGUACCGGGCUUGGAUUCUGCUACGUGGUGAAUCACGGAAUCCCCGAUGACCUCCUGACUCAAGUGUACAAGGAAAUGCAGAAUUUCUUCAGCCAACCAUUUGAGGAGAAGCAUAAAGUGCUCGCUAAUAAAUAUAUGAGAGGAUACACGACGAUGAACGAGGAGACGCUGGAUCCGGCGGUACAGACCAGAGGAGAUACCAAAGAAGGUUAUUACAUCUGUCGCCAUGUGCCCAUAGAUAGCGACGAGAUGAUGCUCCCACUUCACGGCCCUAACAUCUUCCCAGACGAAGCCAAAUUUCCCACGUUUAAAAGGACAAUGGAAAAAUAUUAUGCAGCCAUGUGCAAAUUAGGGUUUGAAAUGGCUAAACUAUUUGCUGAAGCGGCAGGCGAAAAAGGCAUCUUUGACGGUCCAGGGAUGUUCGACAAGCCUAUGGCAGCUUUAAGACUGUUGCAUUAUGCUCCAGAGAAAUCGGAUGUGGAGAAAGGGGUUUUUGGAGCUGGAGCUCAUACAGAUUAUGGCUUAAUUACGUUACUCUCCACGGAUACUACAGGAGGUCUGCAAAUUUUGCAUGAGGAAAAGUGGGUCGAUGUGCCACCCCGUGAAGAUGCCUUUGUGAUGAAUAUUGGAGAUAUGGCGGAAAGGUUCACGAACAAGACAUUCAAGUCAACAUUGCAUCGUGUGGUAAAUGUUUCGGGCGAAGAACGCUACUCGGUGCCGUUCUUUUUUGAGCCGAACUUCACGUGCCAGGUAGAGUGUUUCUCAAGUUGUGUGAGUGAAGAGAACCCGAUAAGGUACCCACCUACUACCAGCGGUUUGCAUCUUUUGGACAAGUACAAGCAAACAUACGCCUCUUUUAAGGCCCAGUAG
Messenger RNA from Peronospora farinosa, 933 nucleotides. Lineage: Eukaryota; Oomycota; Peronosporomycetes; Peronosporales; Peronosporaceae. The record is from the annotation of a GenBank genome assembly.